Molecule: messenger RNA, 2065 nt
Organism: Zophobas morio
Lineage: Eukaryota; Metazoa; Arthropoda; Insecta; Coleoptera; Tenebrionidae
Exons: 5
Coding region: 128-2065 (645 amino acids)
Biological process (GO): DNA integration; DNA recombination
Molecular function (GO): DNA binding
Source: RefSeq, a predicted model, not a curated record
UACGAAGAACUCACGAAAUUCAAUCUGGAGGCAAUUUGAGAAGUUUUGCGGUGAACGCAAAUAUGUUUUUGAUGGAAACACUUCCACGGAAAAACUAGCAUUCAUCCUCAAAGAUUGGGGGUACAAUAUGAAAAAAGUCGAUGGUAAUGACUACAAAGAAGCAGUAAUAAAAACGAUGUGGAAUGUAACGGCAAAGCAGUUGCAAGAACUGUAUUUCAAUAAAUUUGGUAUAAAGUUUGAUCCUUUUGUUGACCUGGAAUUCAAGGGUAGUAGAAAUGCACGCGACGCAAAACGCCGGAACCUACAAAUACAACCGGAAAAACGCAAAACUAGUUCCUCAAUUUUGACUCUAGAAGAAUACAACAAGAUUCUAAAGAUUUAUAACGAAGACACGCCAGAUGGUUUACAGAAAAUGUUUUUUUAUGUGGCUGGAUUAGAAUUAGCUUGGAGGGGAUGUGAAGGUGUUAACGUUACUAUCAAACAUUUUAAGGAAGAAAGUGAUAAUUGUGGUUUGCCUACGGGGCGAAUAGAAUACAAUUGUAUUUUUUCCAAAACAGCUCAAGGAGGUAGCCAUAAAUUAACAGACAGCAAAUGGCUUGCAACAAACACCACAGAUCCUAGAAUUUGCCCUGUUAGGCUCUACAAAAAAAUGCUGAGCAAGAGAGGUAAACAUAUAACCACCGAUCGUUUAUUUUUAACGCCAAAUCCUGCAUGGAGAGAACCUAGUUCUGUAGGAUGGUUCAAAAAUUCACCCGUUGGAAGGAAUGAAAUGGGGAAAUGGACAAGAACCGCCGCAGAAGAAAUAGGCAUCGACAUAAAGAAAAAGAAGAUUAGUAAUCAUUCAUUACGGUCAACUGCAGUGUCGCAACUUGCAAAAGCGGGAGUCGGUGAAGAACAGCUUAUAAAGAUUACCGGUCAUGCCAAUACUUUCUCCAUCAAACCAUACCUUCAGCUCGAUGGAGAUCAUCAUUAUCAAAUGAUUGACAAAUUACGCGCCAACUCAACGGCUAUGGAAGAGUCUAAUAACAAAUCCACAAAUUGCGCACCGUCUGCUUUGGUACAAAUGUCUAAAAAUAUAGUUACUACUUCACCAAGCACACAAACCCCUGUAAAUUACUACAACUAUAAAAUCCUCACUCCACUACAAGAAGCAAAGAAACAACUUUCGAUAGAGGAAGCAGUUCAAAAAGAAAAAAAGUGGGAUACUAACAAUUCAAAUUCGAACAAAAUUGACAAACUCGUCGGAGAAAUGAUUGCACUUCAAAAUUUACCGUUUAAUUUUGUAGAGGGACUCGGUUUUCGCAGACUGAUACAAGAAUUAUCACCAAGGUAUAAUUUAAGAGGGCGCAAUUUUUUUACUGACUUUGUGUGCACGGAACUGUAUGGCAAAGUUGCUAACAAAGUGAAAGAAUUAAUCGAAAAAUUUGAUUACAUGGCGUUUACUUCUGAUAUUUGGUCGGAUCCAAGCUCUAGUGCGUCUUUGCUUAGCCUGACUUGUCAUGGAAUCGCAGAAAACUUUGAUCGACCAUUGAUUAUAUUGAAAUGUGAAACCUUCGACGACCGUCACUUAGGUGACAUAAUUGCAGAAAAAUUUGACACCAUGCUUACUGAAUGGAAUAUUUCAAAAGAACAAGUGCACUGCAUUAUUCAUGACGAAGGCUCCAAUAUGAAAAGAGCUAUGCGAUUAGCAGUAUUGAAUGAUUUGGAUUGUGCAGAAAACAUAACAACCGUCAAACAAAAAUGUAAGAAAAUUUCGACUCACUUUAACCAUUCCACCAUUGCUCAAAAACAACUGCAAAAAAUCCAGGACAGACUAAAUCAACCGCAUCUCAGAGUGUUUCAAGAUUGUGUAACGCGAUGGAACAUGACCGAGGAAAAUAUUAAGGACGAUAUUUUGAAGAUUAGGACAAACAUAGAGAAUGACGUCUCAAACUCUCAAAUAAAUAUCUCCAAAUUUCAAAGCAGCGAAAAAAAUGAAAUGGGAGAUUCCCUCGUGAAAGAUACGGAACAACCUGGAACAUCCGGUACAGCCAGAAAGCCAUGCUUGAAAAGCAUCUUGCCAUGA